CAUGCCGUCCGCUGCUGGAAACUGUCGUAAAAUAACAACACAGCGCUUAUUUUUUUAUUCCCAUAAAUUCCCUGUCCAUAAGAAAAUAAUGUAAAACGUUGGACGCUGUCUCUAAGGAAAAGAGCGUUUAAAAAAUGCUUCCGACAUCAAUAAUUCUAAUAUUUUCCAACAACUUUUACUAUAAAUAGACAGUAUAAUUUCUGCAAAAACGUUAAGAUAAAAAUGAUUUACAAUACAUCAGGGAACUCUCGGAACAGUUUAUUCGUGACGAUCAGUCCUUUGCGCAGAUCUACAAGAGAGGGGCAAUUUGUAUCCCCACUAAAUCCGGUUAAGGUUUCAGGAUAGUUUAGGAUGACUUCAGUGAUCUCUACGGGCGAUAUCAGGAAGUGCAACAGGUGAAAAACUAUUCAUUCUCGCAAUGCGCUGUCGUCGUUCCCGCUAACACGCAAGCUAGCCACGGAAGGUGCACUUCUGGAAGAGAACUCUGCCUGGAUUUGGGAAGUUCGAGGAAUUGAGAAAUAAGAAUUAUUCUCACGCAACAGAGAACCUGCCGCCAUGGUCGACAACUUGAGUAACUCCAAUGUAAAGGUCGCUGUUCGACUCCGACCAAUGAACAGAAGAGAAAAGGAUCUGAAGACUAAAUGUGUGGUGGAGAUGAACGGGAACCAGACCGUGUUGAAUCCAGCUAGUCAGAACCUGAGCAAGGGAGACCCCAGGAAUCAGCCUAAGGUCUUUGCUUAUGACCACUGCUUCUGGUCCAUGGAUGAGGCCGACACAGACAAGUUUGCAGGUCAAGAUGUCGUGUUCCAGUGCCUUGGAGAAAGUCUUCUGGACAAUGCCUUCUUGGGCUAUAAUGCCUGUAUCUUCGCUUAUGGACAGACAGGCUCAGGGAAGUCGUACACCAUGAUGGGUUCGUCAGAGCAGCCAGGUCUGAUCCCGCGGCUGUGCAGCUCUCUGUUUGACCGGACCCUACUGGAACAGAGGGAGGGAGAGAGCUUCACUGUCGAGGUCUCCUUUAUGGAGAUCUACAACGAGAAGGUUCGGGAUCUACUGGAUCCCAAAGGAAGUCGUCAGUCCCUGCGAGUGAGGGAACACAAGGUGUUUGGGCCUUACGUUGAUGGUCUGUCCCGUCUGGCUGUAGCCUGCUACAAGGACAUAGAGUGUCUGAUGUCAGAGGGUAACAAGUCUCGUACAGUAGCAGCCACCAAUAUGAACGAGGAGAGCAGCAGGUCCCACGCCGUCUUCAACAUCAUCCUCACACACACAGUCACGGACCUGGGUUCUGGGACGAGUGGUGAGAAGGUCAGUAAGCUGAGUCUGGUGGAUCUGGCCGGCAGUGAGAGAGCUGCUAAGACUGGAGCUACUGGAGAGAGAAUGAAGGAAGGAAGCAACAUCAACAAGUCUCUAAGCACCCUGGGCUUGGUGAUCUCAGCGCUGGCAGACCAAGGAGCAGGGAAGAACAAGACCAAGUUUGUUCCCUACAGAGACUCAGUUCUGACCUGGCUACUCAAGGACAGUCUGGGUGGUAACAGUAGGACAGCCAUGGUAGCCACGGUGAGUCCAGCAGCUGAUAACUAUGACGAGACGUUGUCCACGCUGCGCUACGCUGAUCGGGCUAAGAGCAUCGUCAACCACGCCGUCGUCAACGAAGACCCCAACGCACGCAUCAUCAGAGAGCUACGGGAGGAGGUGGAGAAACUACGAGACCAGCUCACUGAGGCUGAGUCCAUGAAGGCUCCAGAUCUGAAGGACAGGCUGGAGGAAUCGGAGAAGCUGAUCCAGGAGAUGACUGUUACGUGGGAGCAGAAACUACGCAAGACUGAGGCUGUCGCUCAGGAGCGUCAGAAACAGUUGGAGUCUCUAGGUAUCUCUCUCCAGUCGUCUGGUAUCAGAGUGGUAGAUGACAAGUGUUUCCUUGUCAACCUCAACGCUGACCCCGCCCUCAACGAACUGCUGGUCUACUACCUAAAGGAGCACACGCGUGUUGGCUCUGCUGACUCUCAGGAUAUUCAGCUGUGUGGUAUGGCCAUCCACCCUGAGCACUGUGUCAUCAACAUCACCGCUGAGGCUGGAGUGGUUCUCACACCGCACCGCAGCGCACGUACGUGUGUGAAUGGUUCUUCAGUCACCAACCCAGUCCAGCUUCACCAUGGCGACCGCAUCCUGUGGGGAAAUAACCACUUCUUCAGGAUCAACCUGCCCAGACACCUGGCCCAUGCGGGGGGUGAUGAUGAAGAGGAAGGUGUGAUGAAGAGUUGCCUCAGUACUGACCAGUUAGAGGUGGACUUUGAUACGGCCAGUGACGUCUCCAGCGAGGUCAGCUUCGGAUACGAUUUCGCCCAGACAGAGGUCAUGAUGAAGGGCAUGGGCAACAACGACCCCAUGCAGUCUGUCCUCCAGACGUUGGAGCGACAGCACGAGGAGGAGAAGAGGACGGCUCUGGAGCGCCAGAGACAGAUGUACGAGCAGGAGCUGCAGCAGCUGAGGAAGCGGCUCCCUCCUGCAGAGAAACACACUCUGCUGCUGCAGAGCCCUGGACCCGCAGGCCUGGAGCCAGCCGGAACCUCAGCAGCAGCAGCAGCAUCAUCACCCUGCGCCCAGACACGCAUGCGUCGCUGGAGCGAGGACAGAGAGGCCAUGAUGACUCGUAGCCUGCGUAGACUGAGACAACAGAUCGUCAGAGCUAACCUGCUGGUGCAGGAGGCUGGCUUCAUAGCUGAGGAACUCAACAAGAGGACGGAGUACCUGGUCACACUGCAGAUACCUGCUGCUAACCUCAAUGCCAACAGAAAGCGUGAUGCUGUGCUGAGUGAGCCGGCGGUGCAGGUGAGGCGUAAGGGGAAAGGGAAACAGAUCUGGGCUCUGGAGAAGAUGGAGAACAGACUGGUGGACAUGAGAGAACUGUACCAGGAGUGGAAGGACUAUGACGAAGACAACCCUGUGAUGCGUUCUUACUUCAAGCGUGCCGACCCGUUCUUCGACGAGCAGGAGAACCACAGUCUGAUAGGAGUGGCCAACGUGUUUCUGGCCUGUCUCUUCUACGACGUCAAGCUGCAAUAUGCUGUACCUAUCAUCAACCAGAAAGGAGAGGUGGCAGGGCGUCUCCAUGUAGAGGUGUGGCGGGGGAGCGAGGGGCUGGAGGAGACCACUGCAGAUGGAGAGACUCGCAAAAUGGAGUGUGUGGUGAGGAUCCUGCAGGCUACAGGUCUUCCCCGUCACCUGGGUAACUUUGUGUUCUGCCAGUACCACUUCUGGGGGCAGGAUGAGCCUGUGUUCAUCGCCCCGGAGAUGGAGCCCUCACCUCCGUCAGCCACCAGCAAAGAGCCGCUGUGCACCGUGCUGUUCGACAGUAGCAAGGAGAUGGAGGUGUGUGUGUCCGAGGAGUUUGUGGAGUUUUUGGCGGAAGGGGCAGUGGCCAUCGAGGUGUUCGGACAUAAACAGGUGAACCAUCGCAGGAACCUGGCUCUCUGGGACCUGGGAGUCAUUCAGGCCAAGACACGGACCCUCAGAGAGAGGUGGAGUGAGGUGACUCGUAGACUGGAGCUCUGGGUGCAGGUGUUGGAGCUGAAUGAAGCAGGAGAGUUCACCCCUGUAGAGGUCCUACCACCCAAGGACGUAGGCACUGGUGGCAUCUUCCAACUCAGACAGGGCCAGUCUCGUCGUGUUCAGGUGGAGGUACGGUCCGUACAGGACUCGGGCACCAUGCCUCUCAUUGCCACAGACGUCCUCUCUGUUUCCAUCGGCAACGUGGAGGUUCGGCAGGCCCGCCCUUCGGAUGAGGACGUGGACAGCUAUCAGGAAGUUGAUCUGGAGAGGUUGAGGGACCAGUGGCUGACCACCCUCACUACGAGACAAGAGUACCUGGACCAGCACCUGCAGAAGAUGGUCCAAAAGCCCGAUAAGUCAGAGGAUGACGUGGAGAGGGAGGCCCAGCUGUUAGAAUGUCGUCUGACCCUGACAGAGGAACGUAACGCCGUCCUGGUACCUUCAGCUGGUAGCGGGAUCCCUGGAGCCCCCGCAGAGAGAGUUCCUGUUCCUGGGAUGGAGACUCACAUUCCUGUUGUCUUCCUGGACCUUAGUGCUGAUGAUUUCCAGGACAACCUGUCUGCUCCGCUGGCUGGAGGUCUAGACGCCAUGCUGAACCAGGAGGACGAGGAUGAGUUCUUCGACCUGCACAUCGUCAAACAUUCCGAUGGAGAGGUUGGUGCGGAGGCGUCUUGGGACUCUACGGUACAUGACUGUCCCCAGUUGAGUCGCAGUGUGUCGGCUGACCUCCGAGUGUACCUGACAGUCAGGGUCGUAGUUCAGCUCUCACACCCUGCUAAUAUGCAGCUGGUCCUCAGAAAACGCAUAUGUGUCAACCUAGCCGGACGACAGGGUUGGGGUCAGAGUCUGAUGAAGAGGAUGUCUCAUCGUAGCACCAUCCCUGGCUGUGGAGUCACCUUCGAGAUCGUCUCCAACAUACCCGGGGAUGUCCAGGGUCCAGAGGAUAGAGAGAUGCUGGCCAGACUAGCAGCUAGUGUGGAUGUCCAGGAUGUCCAGUCAGCGGACAGUGAGGCGGCCAUAGAGAAGUACCUCCGCAGUGUCCUGGCUGUGGAGAAUAUACUCACCCUGGACCGACUACGACAGGAAGUUGCAGUGAAGGAGCGGUUGUCUGUCAAGACCAAGUCUCCCAGACGUGCUCUCAGCUCUCCUAAUGUGAACCGGCUGUCAGGAUCCUGGAGCAGACAGGACCUGUCCUCCAACCACAGGCUACAUGACAACAAGGGCUGGUCCGAAAGUCACCAGGACCUGUCAGUUGUUCCUUCCCCGUCCCACUCCAGACGUACCCUCCCCAGCUCCAUUCUACCUCUGGGCCAGAACAUCCUCCCUGACACUGUCAAGGCUCUGGUCCCUCCUGUCCCCAAACUGCUCAAGUCCCUGUUCUCUGCCAGGGAGGAGAAGAGAGACCUGACUCCUGUCCCCCAGCAGCCUGUCCCUCGGAGCCUGCCUUUCAUCCUAGUGCAGUCACCAAGUGUUGAAGAGGACUUGGAUACCACACUUGGUCGUCACUUGAAAAAUAUGAAGAAAAUAAUGCAGGUUCCCAUUGGGGAAUUCAUCCCCCCAGAGAGCCAAUCAGAGGCCCCAAAAACCAUGCCCCUCCCACCACCCAUCAUCCCGCUCAUCAUCCCUGAGAUGGAAGACCUCAGCCCGGUCAGCGAGGCGUCUACCAGCGUCUCCACGGCAACCCUGUCAGAGCCCUACCUGAUUGGUGGGGACGUCACUCCGUCAGCCAAUCUCAGGCCAGAUGGCUUUGAGGCGAUGCACAGGUCGUUCGAGGCCGACAUCGGUCGGUAUCUUCAUCAUGACUGUAACAUGGCCAACCGGGAGGAAGAGACUCCUCAGAUACCCCAGGCCACUGACCUGGAGGCUUCAGAGACCGAGAGGACUGACACUAGCACACCCCAGGCCACUGACCUGGAGGCUUCAGAGACCGAGAGGACUGACACUAGCACACCCCAGGCAGACAGGACUGACACUAGCACACCCCAGGUAGACAGGACUGACACUAGCACACCCCAGGCAGACAGGACUGACCCUAGCACACCCCAGGCAGACAGGACUGGCACUAGCGCACCCCAGGCAGACAGGACUGACACUAGCGCACCCCAGGCAGACAGGACUGACACUAGCGCACCCCAGGCAGACAGGACUGGCACUAGCACACCCCAGGCAGACAGGACUGACCCUAGCACACCCCAGGCAGACAGGACUGACCCUAGCACACCCCAGGCAGACAGGACUGACCCUAGCACACCCCAGGCAGACAGGACUGACACUAGCGCACCCCAGGCAGACAGGACUGACACUAGCGCACCCCAGGCAGACAGGACUGACACUAGCGCACCCCAGGCAGACAGGACUGACACUAGCGCACCCCAGGCAGACAGGACUGACACUAGCGCACCCCAGGCAGACAGGACUGACACUAGCGCACCCCAGGCAGACAGGACUGACACUAGCGCACCCCAGGCAGACAGGACUGACACUAGCACACCCCAGGCAGACAGGACUGACACUAGCACACCCCAGGCAGACAGGACUGACACUAGCACACCCCAGGCAGACAGGACUGAGACUGAUAAACUCAGAGCAGAAUCUCAUCUCCCAUUAGAACCACACGGCACCUCAGGAGAACCUGAAGAGUCACUGACACAGUCCAUGCCAGACAAGUCUACACAAGUUCACUACAGACUACUACCGUCUGUAGUAUCAGUCCAGUCAGAACAAUCAGUCCAGUCAGAGUCACUGACACAGUCCACACCAGAUAAAUCUACACAUGAACUGUCUAUAGUGUCACAUCAGUCUGAACCACCAGUCCACAUAGAAGAACCAGUCCACAUAGAAGAACCAAUGGAGUCCGAGAUACCUCAGGAACAACCAGAGAUGGAGGUAGAAUUGUCAUCAUCACUGGGCCAGACAGAACAACAUGUCGGCAAGUCUGUAACGGAUCUUCCAGAAUCAGAACUGUCUGCAUCAGAACAGUCUGCAUUUGAUCAACCAGAACCACCGGUAGAAUCGGCACCAGGUCUAAAAGAGUCUUCACCACUGGACCAGUCUCCAACAGCACCAGCCCUGCCACAAGAAUCAGAUCAAGCAGCCACAGAACAGACAGGACUGGGUGAAUCAGCUGGUUCAGAACCAGUACUAGGCCAAACAGAUCAACCAGUAGAAGCAGGUCCAGACCAGUCCCAGCCUCCAUCAGAGCUACCAGAAGAACAAGACCAGCGGGCACCUCUAGACCAGCGGGCACCGGCAGCCCAGUCUGAACAUGCACCUACCCCGGUAGAGCCUCCAGUUGAUGAGCCUGCACCUAGCCAGCAAGCCAAAACACCAGCCCCAAUCCCAGCACCAGUGCAAGCUGUAGCUCCGGUCACUGCCCAUCCAGCUCUGACCUCAACUCCUGCCCCAGCCCCUACACCUGCCCAUCCAGCUUUGACCUCAACACCAGCCCCAGCCCCUACACCUGCCCAUCCAGCUCUGACCUCAACCCCAGCCCCUACACCUGCCCAUCCAGCUCUGACCUCAACCCCAGCCCCUACACCUGCCCAUCCAGCUCUGACCUCAACCCCUGCCCCAGCCCAUCCAGCUCUGACCUCAACCCCUGCCCCAGCCAAAGCCCCUCUUCUAACUGUAAACCCUGUCCCGGCACUAGUUGUCAAAACUCCCACUUCCAGUAGCACAUCAGCCAACGCAUUCAAGAUCCAGAAAGUAAAGACAUCCGACCUGAAGUCCUUCCAACCUAUCUUAGAUGAGGAUGAAGGCCAAGCAGGGGCAGAAGGAGUGGGGGCCAGUAGUCUGGGUGUUGACCUCUCUGUUCCUCUGGAGAGACUAGAGAUCCUCUCCGACUCAGACGAAGGAGCCACCGACGUAGCCACAGCCGUGCCUGACUGGCUGAAGGUGGGGGAGUUUGUGACUGUAGGAACUACUAAAAGUGGUACGGUGAGCUACGUGGGACCUACAGACUUUGCAGAGGGAACCUGGGUUGGAGUGGAGCUAGAUUUACCUGCAGGGAAAAACGACGGGUCCGUGGGUGGAAAGCACUACUUCCACUGUAACCCUGGUUACGGGGUGUUGGUGCGUCCUGAUAGGGUGAGCUGUGGAGGAGUCGGGGGCGGGGCUAAGCAGAAGCGGCGACAGCAGCAGAAGCGUCGCAGUGCUAACCUAUCUGGGUCCAGCCCUAACCUGGCUGCCCUCACUGCCCUAGCCAAGGGAGAUGGGGCUGGGUCCAGUCGCAAGGGACAGAACCGCAAAUCCUGGAACAGCUGAGAGGAGAGAGUAGCAGGGUUGGGGUCAAUUUCAAUUCAGGAAGAAAAUGGACAUUUUCAAUGCUUCUCUGAGAGAAAUGAACUGAAUUGAAAUGGUAUUGAGCCCAACCCUGAAGGGUAGUCUUCUAUGUCGAGUUCCAUAGGGAGAAGAGAGAUCUAGGGUAGUCUUCUCUGUAGAGUUCCAUAGGGAGAAGAGAGAUCUAGCUACACUGAACAAAAAUAUAAACGCAACAAUUUCAAAGAUGUUUAACACUUAUUAUAAUGAAAUCAGUCAAAUUGAAGUGAAUUCAUUCUUAAUUUAUGGAUUUCACAUGACUGGGAAUACAGAUAUGCAUCUGUUGGUCACGGAUAAGUCUUUAAAAAUAAGUAGGGGCGUGGAUCAGAAAACCAGUCAGCCAGCAGCAUACCACCUUGCACCCCACUGCUGGCUGACCUAUGAAGUCCUGGUCAGUCCCUGGAUGGGAGACCAGAUGCUGCAGGAAGUGGUGUUGGAGGGCCAGUAGGAGGCACUCUUUCCUCUGGUCUAAAAAAUAUCCCAAUGCCCCAGGGCAGUGAUUGGGGACACUGCUCUGUGUAGGGUGCCGUCUUUCGGAUGGGGCGUUAAACGGGUGUCCUGACUCUCUGAGGUCAUUAAAGAUCCCAUGGCACAUAUUGUAGGAGUAGGGGUGUUAACCCCGGUGUCCUGGCUAAAUUCCCUAUCUGACCCUCAUACCAUCAUGGCCGCCUAAUCAUCACCAGCUUCCAAUUGGCUCCCUCUCCUCUCCCCUGUAACUAUUCCCUAGGUGGUUGCUGCAAAUGAGAAUGUGUUUUCAGUCAACAUACUUGAUAGAACAAUGGUUAAAUAAAAUGAAUUAAACCAUUUUCCUCAUGCAGCGCGACACAUCUCCUUCACAUAGAGUUGAUCAGGCUGUUGAUUGUUACCUGUGGAAUGUUGUCCCACUCCUCCUCAAUGGCUGUGCAAAGUUGAUGGAUAUUGGCGAGAACUGGAAAACGCUGUCGUACACGUUGAUCCAGAGCAUCCCAAACAUGCUCAAUGGGUGACAUGUCUGAGUAUGCAAGCCAUUGAGGAACUGGGACAUUUUCAGUUUCCAGGAAUUGUGUACAGAUCCUUGCGACAUGGGACCGUGCAUGAUCAUGCUGAAACGGGAGGUGAUGGCGGUGGAUGAAUGGCACGACAAUGGGCCUCAGGAUCUCGUCACGGUAUCUCUGCGCAUUCAAAUUGCCAUUGAUAAAAUGUAGCUGUGUUUGCUGUUCAUAGCUUAUGCCUGCCCAUACCAGAUCCUGGUGAGGACGACAAGCGUGCAGAUGAGCUUCCCUGAGAUGGUUAUUGACCGUUUGUGCAGAAAUCCUUUGGUUGUGCAAACCCACAGUUUCAUCUGCUUUCCGGGUGUCUGGUCUCCGACGAUCCCGCAGGUGAAGAAGCCAGAUGUGGAAGUCCUGGGCUGGCGUGGUUACACGUGGUCUGCAUUUGAGGCCGGGUGGACGUACUGUCAAAUUCUCUAAAAGGGCGUUGAAGAAAUGAACAUUCAAUUAUCUGGCAACAGCCCUGUUGGACAUUCCUGCUGUCAGCAUGGCAAUUGCUUGAGACAUCUGUGGCAUUGUGUUGUGUCAAAACUACACAUUUUAGAGUGGCCUUUUAUUGCCCCCAGCACAAGGUGCACCUGUGUAAUAAUCAUGCUGUUUAAUCAGCUUCUUGAUAUGCCACACCUGUCAGGUGGAUGGAUUCUCUUGACAAAGGAGAAAUGCUCACUAACAGGGGAUGUAAACAAAUUUGUGCACAACAUUUCAGAGACAUUUCUGGGUUCUUUUUAUUUCAGCUCAUGAAACAUGGGACCGACAUUUUACAUGUUGAGUUUAUAUUUUAUGUUGAGUGCAGAAGUUCUGUCUCACUACUGCUGUACAAAUGUACCACGGUCGUAGUCAAUUCAGGAAGGACACUGAAAUUCCAAUUCCAAAUUGGAAUUUCAGUUUACUUCCGUAAAUUGAACUGGAAUUGAUCCCAACCCUGGUCGGUAGUGGUGCAGCUGAAAACCACAACAAUUCAAGAGAUAAGAGGUGCACAUUUAGCUCAUUUUUAAAAGUCCAGCCAUCGAUGGACAGAUAGAAGAGGGGCCCAGUUUAUGAUGCUGCAUCAAUGUGCAAGUCCAUGUAUCUUAAGCUUUCAUACUGUUAUUUCAUAUCAUCUGAAUGUAUUUUGUUUGUUUUUUUGGUUACCAGUCCUGAGUGCCUUACAUGGUCAGAUAGGGCCUCUCAGCUUCUCAUUAAAGUAACUAAUGUGGUUAAGUAAUGUCAUGUGCUUCUGAAGCUUUUUUCACACUGCAGCUCUCUAAUGCUCAAAUCAAUACAGACUGCGUUGUCUUACGUCAGAUCGUGUCACUGCUACGCUCGUCCCUCCAAUCUCAGUGCACACACACCACGUCGUGCUAUACCACCACCCAGUGGGGAAUAUGUGUAAUGACAUUACCACAAAUUAUGUGCCUUAUUUUAUGAACUAUGUUUAUUAACGAUGUUGGUAGAAUAAUCUCAGUGCACACACCACGUCGUGCUAUACAAGUGUCUCAAAUUCGAUGUGUGUUUUCAGACUGUAGUCAUUGGCUGACGUGGUUUUGCUGGUUGUCAAGGUAAUGGCAGGCGUGUGUGCGGUGCUGUUGGCUGAUUUGGUGGCGGUGCUCGUGUUUCCUCUCACUCAGAAUAGCGUGCAGCAAGCUAAGUUGACUGACAACAAUGCCUGCUAUGUAAGUCUCCCAGUUGCUUUGCAUGUUCAAAAUCAUAGCGUGAGAGCACGUAUAAAGCGUCAAAGGAUAAGAUGAUCCAAACAUCAAAACGAGUCAUUUUUGUCUUGCUACAGCGGUCAACUAGGUUGCUGUUUAGUUUGCUAGCACAUACACUAAUUUGUUUGUAAACAAUUAACAAACUACUUAGCUACCACAAGUUUUAGUUGAAACUGUCAACCGAGUAGCAAGCAACAAGAUGUGCCAAAUAAGUCUUAAAAACCACUUGGAAGGAAAAUAAACCAGAUUUGACUGUUCAGACAGAAGUCAUUGCCAGGAAUCUGAUUUAUAUCUGAUUUCAAUUCACCUACGAAUGUGGCUUGAAAUAUCUGAUUCCAUGUGCUUUUUGGGUGUUCCGACUGCAGGGGGGAAAAAACUGAUUAGAAUCGGAUAUGCCUAAAAAAGAAACUGGAUUUGAGUCACUUCAAACUGCUAGUGUGAACAAGGCUUUAGUGGGUAUCAUUGUAUUGGAGUAUAUGGAUGAACCCCAAAUACGUGAUGCCCAAUGGGUUUCUCUAACUAACAAGUAGUGCACCACCCAGUGGGGAAUAUGUGUAAUGACAUUACCACAAAUGAUGUGCCUUAUUUUAUUAACUAUGUUGGUAGAACAGUAAGGCCCUUUUUGUUCAGAGUUUCUGUUUUUUUUCCUAAGGGGGAAUAUACUGUAUACUUGAACUUCUGAACAAGUUUGCACUCUGUCCAUUUUUGUAAUAAUACUACUGAAACUCUGCUCUGUUUUAUCAUUCCGUGUAUCAUCUGUUUGAUCUAGUGUGAUUUGGGGAUAAUGUUGGGAGGGGUAGAAUGCAGACCUGGGAGAAUCAGAAUGAAGUAAAUGGAUGAAGAGCUCUGCAAUGGUUUAGAUAUUGGACACUGGGCUUGUUUUUAAUUUAUGUUUGAAAAUGUUUUUAUACUUGUGAAAUUCAAUCUGAUCUGACUAUGAAUGUUUUUUAAGGCGGGCAAUUAAAAUAUAUAUUAUGGCGGAAGAGACAAAUCUACAUGAUUUUGUUUUAUAUCAAUAUGGUGUUACAAUAAACUUUACUGUUGAUACAUCUUUA
Messenger RNA from Salvelinus fontinalis (brook trout), 11634 nucleotides. RefSeq names its product kinesin-like protein KIF13B. Gene Ontology annotation, biological process: microtubule-based movement; regulation of protein localization. Gene Ontology annotation, molecular function: ATP binding; microtubule binding; microtubule motor activity. The coding region runs from base 556 to 7809 and encodes 2417 amino acids. The record is from RefSeq and is a predicted model, not a curated record. The transcript is spliced from 42 exons. NCBI's taxonomy places the organism in Eukaryota, Metazoa, Chordata, Actinopteri, Salmoniformes, Salmonidae. Gene Ontology annotation, cellular component: adherens junction.